Messenger RNA from Podospora anserina S mat+, 1551 nucleotides. RefSeq lists its product as uncharacterized. The transcript has 2 exons. The record is from RefSeq and is a predicted model, not a curated record. Gene Ontology annotation, molecular function: GTP binding; GTPase activity; ATP hydrolysis activity. Gene Ontology annotation, biological process: SRP-dependent cotranslational protein targeting to membrane, translocation; SRP-dependent cotranslational protein targeting to membrane. Bases 1 to 1551 code for a protein of 516 amino acids. NCBI's taxonomy places the organism in Eukaryota, Fungi, Ascomycota, Sordariomycetes, Sordariales, Podosporaceae. Gene Ontology annotation, cellular component: cytosol; signal recognition particle, endoplasmic reticulum targeting.
AUGGUUCUUCAAGAUUUAGGUCGGCGCAUCAAUGCCGCCGUCACCGACUUGACGCGCGCCCCAAAUCUCGAUGAAAAGGCCUUCGACUCUAUGCUCAAGCAGAUUUGCUCCGCCCUCCUCGAAGCAGAUGUCAAUGUCCGUCUCGUCGGCCGGCUCCGAAAAGACAUCAAAGCCGCAGUCAACUUCAAAGACCUCCCCCCAGCAGUCAACAAGAAGCGCCUCAUUCAGAAAGCCGUCUUCGACCAUCUCGUCGACCUCGUCGACCCUCAUGCCGAACCCUUCAAGCCAAAGAAGGGCAAGUCCAAUGUCAUCAUGUUUGUCGGCCUUCAGGGUGCCGGCAAGACCACAACCUGCACCAAGCUUGCUCGCCAUUACCAAUCACGUGGCUUUCGCGCCUGCUUAGUUUGCGCCGAUACUUUCCGUGCCGGUGCCUUUGAUCAGCUCAAGCAAAAUGCGACCAAGGCCAAGAUUCCAUACUACGGCAGCUUGACGGAAACCGACCCGGCCGUCGUAGCCAAGGAGGGUGUCGACAAGUUCAAGAAGGAGAGGUUCGAGGUUAUCAUCGUGGAUACAUCUGGCCGUCAUAGGCAAGAAAGUGCCUUGUUUCAGGAAAUGAUGGACAUCCAGAACGCCAUCAAACCAGACGAGACCAUCAUGGUGCUCGACUCGAGCAUAGGGCAGCAGGCCGAGGGGCAGGCCAUGGCCUUCAAGGAAGCCGCCGACUUUGGCGCCAUCAUCAUCACAAAGACCGACGGCCAUGCUGCCGGUGGUGGAGCAAUCUCGGCCGUCGCUGCCACCCGCACACCCAUUGUCUUUAUCGGUACCGGAGAGCACAUGCUGGACUUGGAGCGCUUCGUACCCAAGAACUUUAUCUCCAAGUUGCUGGGCAUGGGUGACAUGGCUGGUCUGGUGGAGCAUGUCCAGUCGCUGAAACUGGACCAGAAGGACACGAUCAAGCACAUUACAGAAGGCAUCUUCACUGUGCGGGACUUGAGGGAUCAGCUGCAGAACAUCAUGAAGAUGGGCCCGCUAUCCAAGAUGGCGGGCAUGAUUCCCGGCAUGAGCAAUAUCAUGGCCAACAUGGACGACGAAGAAGGGAGCCUGAAGCUGAAGAGGAUGAUCUACAUCUGCGACAGCAUGACGGACAAGGAGCUGGACUCGGACGGCAAGAUCUUCAUCGAGCAACCGACGCGCAUGACAAGAGUGGCGCGGGGUUCUGGAACGACAGUCCGGGAGGUGGAGGACUUGCUGACACAGCAGAGGUUGAUGGCCGGCAUGGCGAAGAAGAUGGGCGGCAACAUGAAGAACAUGCAGAGGGCACAGAAUGCCAUGGGUGGAGGCAACAAGGCCCAACAGUUGGCUGCUAUGCAGAAGCGGUUACAGAGCAUGGGCGGCGCCGGCGGGGCUGGUGGUGGCAUGCCCGAUGUGGGCAGUCUGAUGAAGAUGCUUGGCGGCGGGGGCGGACCCGGGGGCGGCUUUGACAUGAACGCCAUGAUGAAGCAGAUGGGCGGCAUGAUGGGCGGAGGAGGAGGACGGGGCGGGAGGAGGUAG